Molecule: messenger RNA, 2945 nt
Organism: Dunckerocampus dactyliophorus (ringed pipefish)
Lineage: Eukaryota; Metazoa; Chordata; Actinopteri; Syngnathiformes; Syngnathidae
Gene: sntg2
Product: syntrophin, gamma 2
Exons: 16
Coding region: 283-1587 (434 amino acids)
Cellular component (GO): dystrophin-associated glycoprotein complex; intracellular anatomical structure
Molecular function (GO): protein binding; structural molecule activity
Source: RefSeq, a predicted model, not a curated record
CCCCUGCAGAUCUUGAACUUCUGUUUGACUGUCGUGAGGUUACAAGUGUGUGCCAAUGAACGGGUUAAUGUGACGUUGAGUUGUGAGGACGCCAGUACAGUCAGCGUGCAGGUGGCGCUGAAACUAGUGGCGUCUCCGCUGUGGAUGCUACACUUGUACACGGACAUCUUUGGAGGAGUGUGCCGGAGCUCGGAUGUGACUUCUAUUGUGUUUGAAGAGGACGCUCGUCAGUGACGUGACUUGCCAAAGUCCAGCGGAGAGCGGGAGAAGCGGCACUGGGAGAUGAACGUUACCGGGAAACAACACCCCCAGUUUAUUGAACGACCUGCCAGUCUUUUUCCACCCACAUCGUUGAAAUCUGGAAUUGCUUUGCUGUACAAUGAGGAGACCACCAAUUCCUAUGACGUCUGCCUGAAACUGACCAAUGAGGUAUUAACUAUACAGAAGCUGGACGUGGUUUGCACUGGGGGAAGUGAAUCUCAAGUAAAUUACAGAACUGUCGUACUCCGAAGACAGGAAACUGGCUGUCUGGGAUUAAGCAUCAAAGGGGGUGCUGAGCAUAACGUGCCUGUGGUUAUUUCCAAGAUAUUUAAAGCUCAAAUGCCGCCCAAGAUGAGUCCGACAGUGGACCAGGUGGGGAAGCUGUUUGUUGGUGAUGCCGUCUUGCAGGUCAAUGGCAUAAACGUGGAGCACUGUACUCAUGAACAAGUUGUUCACCUCUUGCGCACGGCUGGAGAUGAGGUCAUCAUCACUGUCCGCUAUCUACGGGAGGUUCCAUCUUUUCUAAAACUUCCUCUUGGUUCUUCAUCUGCUGAUAAUAGCGGUGAAUCCUCGUCACUCUUUGACUGCGGCUCGCAUUUCAAUGGCAGCAAAAGAGGCACGGCUUCAUCACCUCCUUCACCCUCAGCUAAUGAACCAAAGUAUGAGAAACGCUGGAUGGAUGCUGUCUCCCUGCCCUUGUUGAUGGCCAGAGUCUCCAGAUAUAAAGCUGGCAUGGAUAAAUUAAGGUCCAACACUUUUGAAGUACUUGCCUUGAAUGGAUCCACAACCAAUAUUCUUCAAUUUUGCAAUGCAGCUGAAACCACAGACUGGCUCCAAGCAAUAUCAACAAAAAUCAGUGACCUGACCCUGGAAAAUAUGAAGUUGGUCAACAAAUACAGUGCUUCAGAUGAUCAGAUUGUUCACAUGGGUUGGGCUUGUGAAAGUUCAGACAGGAGGGGUGCUUCUCGAAGACAAUCUUUUAAAUUCCUGGCAAUGAGAGGACCAUAUUUUCAUAUCUUCAGCAGCCCCCCGCUUAGUGCUGCUGACUGGGGACAAGCGGAAAUAUCAUAUAACCUCUGCGAGGUUCUAUUCAAGGUUCACAAGCUGUGGUUGACAGAGGACUGCUGGCUUCAGGCAAGGCUGUACUUGGGCCUGGAGCAUCCACCUGACCAGCAGGACACUGAGUCUCUGUGCUUCAGCAUUCUCAUCAGCCACGGACAGAGCCACACCUUCAGAGUAGAGCUGUCCUCUGACUUGGCUGUCUGGGAGAAGUCCUUCCAAAGAGCUGUCUUCUUGGAAGUACAGCGAAUGCGACUCCCAGUAUGACAGGCAGAGGGAUCCAUACAGCGUGACAGCUCUCGGCAGAGGAGGACCAGCUGGUUGACGUGUCUUCUGACUCCACCCUGGGGUUGAGGUUUACGUCACAGACACUUAGUUCUGGCUUGGUGUGCAAAGGGAGUAUCCGAUCAUUGGACAGAAAGCUGUGAACGUUCUACUACCUUUUUGCAACAUCCUAUCUCUGUGAGAUGACCUUUUCUACUGUGGCAGCAAUAAAAACAAAGCACAGAUCGCUGCUUAACAUUUAGUGAGAGUUAGGAGUAGCAAUAUGAAGUUUGAAGCCCAGGUUUGAAAGGAUGUGCAUUGCAAAAAAGGGCUCACUGCAACCACAAAAUACCAGCACACUCAUCUCCUUCCCAAAUAUUUGCACAAUGUCUUUUUUUCUUCUAUAUUUACUGUGCAGAGUGUUAGCAAAUGGUAUCUAAGUUGAAUGUUGAUUAUUCAUGCCUGUUGAGUGGGGCGCACGGAUGAUGGCAUGUAAAUGUUGUGGUUACCAAGGGUUACAGUGUGGUUAGUUUGAGGCGACACGUCCCCUCUAAAGAGCAUAAGUUUGUGAGUUUUUGUCCUGUAAAGACUGAUUCUAGACAGCCUACCCCUCGGAUGCUACACUCGAUUCAGUCUGCCUGUGAUUUCAUCGCCACGCUUUAUACUAGAUUUAUACUUUUCACAUCGAAAGUUAAGCCCAACUUUAAGCCUUUUAAACUCAUGGAUCGGAGCUUCAGGACAAGAUAAGAGGUAUGUAGGAUAUAAAUUCACUUUACGAUCUAUAUGCAGGUGAAAUUUCGUUAAAAUCCGAUGGUGCUAAAUAUGUUCAUUUUGCCCCGGAUUUACUGUGUACAUGCAAUUUGUCGUGUGGCGUGUGUAGUGAGGCCUACGUGGACUUUUUGAUGAUCAAAAAAAUGACUUUUAAAACAAAUGUUGAUGUUAAUAAAUGUUGUUAUAUAUUUUGUAGUACGGUUGUACUUGCCAAGGUCCGUGGGUCGAUCACAGCUUUUGUCUUGACUCAAUUUUCAAGCAAUGGGAACCAAAGUUACUAUUUCCCCCUAUGAAAUUUGCUCUAACUUCUUUAAUACUUGGAGUAGAGAAGUGAAUGAGUUAUCAAAUUGAAGUUCAAGUCAUGUUUUAUCAGGUAGAAUUAAUCACAGACCUAAUUUAAUUCAACCUGUUCAUUCAUUCAUUGCAAAUUGAAGUGUUGUGUUUGCAUUGCAUUGCAAUGCAUUUGCCAUUAAUUGCUGUUUAUUUGUUUGUUUAUCAAGAUCAAGUGAGCUUUUACCCUUCGACCCCACUGGAGGUUUCUGUCCUCCCUGAGCUCGCCUGGGAGCAUUUUAUGGCCGCACGGUGGCCAA